Morone saxatilis (striped sea-bass) is the source of this 3197-nucleotide messenger RNA. It is a transcript of the gene sys1, whose product is annotated as SYS1 golgi trafficking protein. Bases 238 to 708 code for a protein of 156 amino acids. Lineage: Eukaryota; Metazoa; Chordata; Actinopteri; Moronidae. The record is from RefSeq and is a predicted model, not a curated record. Gene Ontology annotation, cellular component: trans-Golgi network; Golgi membrane. The transcript is spliced from 4 exons. Gene Ontology annotation, biological process: Golgi to plasma membrane protein transport; Golgi to endosome transport; protein localization to Golgi apparatus.
CUGUGACUUCCGUGUUGUUAACAAGGUUUAGCCAGCAGACUGAAGGCCCCGUUGAUUAAAGGUACAGUUUUUAAAUAUAGAAACCAACCCAAGGGAUUAAUACGGCAGCCUGAAACCUUCCCAACCCAGCAGUGAGAUUUUGAGAUUACACGCAGGUCACACUGGAUGGGCCAGCUGGUAACAGUCGGGGCCAGCUGUUAACAUCCUUUGGGCCUGUACGUGUAACAUCAGUUCACAAUGGCCAGUCACUUCCGUAGCUACAUCUGGGACCCGGUCCUCAUUGUGAGUCAGAUUGUGUUGAUGCAGUGCAUCUACUACAGCUUCUUGGGCCUGUGGUUGGCUGGAGUGGACAGUCUAGUGCAAAGCAGUCGGUCACUGGAUCAGAUCUUCAGCUAUGAAGCCCUUGGCUUUGCAACGAUGCAGGGUCGGCUCUCAAUGAUGGCGUUCAUCUUGAACUCCCUUACCAGCGCCCUCGGUCUGUGGUUCUUCAUCCGUCGAGGGAAACAGUGCCUGGACUUCACAGUCACUGUGCACUUCUUCCAUAUGAUCGGCUGCUGGAUCUAUAAUUCACAUUUUCCAGCCGCCCUGUCCUGGUGGCUUGUCAAUGUAGCCUGCAUGGCACUGAUGGCUGUAAUUGGAGAGUACUUGUGCAUGCGGACUGAGCUCAGGGCUAUCCCAGUCAAUAGUGGACCGAAAUCUAACCUGUGAAAUUGUGUUGACACCACACUGAAAGUCUGUGGACGGUUAACCCCUGAGGAACUGGCUCAGAGGGGGUUUUUCACUGCUCUGCAAAAGAAAUGGUGUAUGAACCUCUGUCAGUGUAGACGUUGGAUUGUCACCCAUCUCCUCUUCAAGUGAUUCACCAGAAGAACUGAUCUAUUUAUUCACAACUGUCCAAGAAAUGUUGGACAGUAUUAACUCUGUAGCAUACUAAGAUAUGUGUUUUAAUGCUGUUGAAAGCAGACAUCAGUUUACACAUUUCUCUGAACCUAAUGACUAUAGAUUUGAUUUUUUUCUUAGUAAAUACAUUUUUUGUGUUCAUUUUAAGCACAAUUGCAUGAGCAUCCCAUUCCCUCAAUUUGAGAUUUACACGAUUUCUUCUUAUUUGUUAUUUUUGCUUAUGUACACGUCUUCGCACACAGGAAAUGACAAAUUGAAACUUCAGAGCAAAUACAAACUGUCUUAAAACAGCAGCAAGAGAGCAACACAUGUCAACAGCAGACUUUUCCCUUCUCUUUGUGUUUGUAUAAUGAGCUUGGCAAACAAACACGACCAUCAUGUUACAAGAUGUUUUGGUUUUAAAAUGAAAAUGUUCCAGUUACAUUUCAGUUUAAUGUGCAAGGUUACCUAUCACAGCUUUUAUUAGAGCUGCGUCUAAAAGUUAAACGUUGGGUAACAAGCUCAGUGUGCAAACAGGUAUACUGAUAUACGAUAGUCAAUCAUUGUGUGAAGCCAAGAGUUCCCUGAUUUAUAAUCUCAACACAUAAUGGGUCAGAAGUAUAAAAUCAGGCUUAUUGUUUUAUCUCUCCGGGUAAGGUUUGUACAUUCAGUGUCGUAAUUCUCAUUUUAGACCUUCCUUGUCAAGCUUGUACAGCAUUUUGCACAGCUAGUGUCGUUUGUUUCCGUCUCUUUAUGUCAUGAUGUAUUAUGCAGUCGAUGUGGCCUCUUUGGGGACAGUUUGUCAACCACCAGCUGUGUUCUGACAGCAGGCGGUGUCCCUGAAAACACUAUUACUGAUUGUGGGGCCAUGGCUUGAAAAGUACUGAAAUGUGUAGCUCUGAUGGUUUCUGGAACAAUAUCAACUUUAACAUUUAAUGAUGGUUUUUAAAACCCUGUCUGCAUUAUAAUUAUUAUUAGAUAAGUACAGGUCCUGUAACACAUACACAUCUUUUUAUUCUGUGUGGUGACUGUCAGAUCAAACCUUUGCAGCUUUGAUAGUGUGGACUAUGCAGUGUCUUGUUUUGAAAUCAGGUAGUAUAAGAACAUCAGUAUGCUGCAGGGGUUGAUAUUUAAAGGUUGUACAAUAGUUUGACAUUUUGGGGAAUACACAUAUUCACUUUCUCGCUGAGAGUUAGAUGAGAAGAUCAGUACUACCUUUGUGUCUGUCCAUGAAAUAUGAAGCUACAGCCAGCAGGUUGUUUGCUCAGCUUAGACUGGAAACUUGGAAAAAGUAAUAUUCCUGCACCUCUUAGGCCCGCUUAUGAAAAUGUUAUAUCUUAUUUGAUUAAAACCAAAGUAUAAAAAUGACAAGCUGUACUUUUUACAGGGGAUAUGUGCAGAACUAUAUCUUGGCCAGGUGCAGUGUCUUCCUGGAGUCUCCUGGACACUGAUUUGUUUGUACGGACUGAAUAAAUGAGACAUAACGUGUUCAUUAAUGAGCUGAAGAGGAGCCAAGCUAUCUGUUUCUCCCUGUUCCCAGUCUUCAUGCUAAGCUAAGCUAACCGGCUGCUGGUGGUAGCUUCAUAUGUAUUGCACGUAAGAGUGAUAUCAAUCCUCUCAUCUAACCCUCGACUAUUAAAUACUAUUAAGAGUACUCAGCCAGCGUCACCCUGUUAUUUGAUCAUUUUUUAACAAAGGCUGCUCUGAAGGUUUUCACAUGCAAUGCUACUCUUUGUAUUCUUUGCCAUAAACGUUCCUUUUUAUAAUGUAUUUAAAUUCAGAGAACUCGAGAGAUGGACCUAUUCAUGUAAAUCAAUUUGCUGACUUGUUUCUAGUGCAGGAACAUAACGGACAAGGUGUACAUAUUUUUCUUUUUCCUCCUCUGUGAAGAUUUAAAUAUAGGGUGUUGGCACCAGCAUCAAGCAGCUAUCGUACAGUGUAAGUACUUUGUGCAUAUGCUGUUAAAUAAAAUACUACCAGUUCAUAUGGAUCGGGAAAAAAGUGUAAAACUGCAGGUGAAAAAAUAAUUGGCCAUUAUGCUUCAGACGUCAAAGAUAAGUCUUCUAAUGAUGAGCGCGCGUCUUUGGAUCUCUGAUAGUUUUCCACCCCGGGCCCCCGACCCUUCAUUUUCUCCCUCAGCUGCGGAAGUGUCCAGGUGGAAGGAAGCAGAUGGGAGAGUGCUAACGAGUUGAAAGAGGCUGGUUGUGAUCCUCAUUACCAACGCUUUGCUUCAGGGAGGGCUAAAAACAGAAACUACUGUAGUAAAUGAGUCGUACAACAGAGGACUUACUGGAUCGAUUAAAUGUUCCACUAUUUUA